Messenger RNA from Exophiala aquamarina CBS 119918, 1065 nucleotides. Its product is annotated as replication factor C subunit 5. Gene Ontology annotation, biological process: DNA repair; DNA-templated DNA replication. The transcript has 2 exons. The coding region runs from base 1 to 1065 and encodes 354 amino acids. Lineage: Eukaryota; Fungi; Ascomycota; Eurotiomycetes; Chaetothyriales; Herpotrichiellaceae. Gene Ontology annotation, molecular function: DNA binding; ATP hydrolysis activity; DNA clamp loader activity. The record is from RefSeq and is a predicted model, not a curated record. Gene Ontology annotation, cellular component: Ctf18 RFC-like complex; Elg1 RFC-like complex; nucleus.
AUGGCACUCCUAGUCGAUAAGCUGCGGCCUCGGUCUUUAGAUGCUCUCACAUACCAUAAAGAUCUCUCUGAUCGACUUUCUGCUCUCGCUUCCUCUCCCGACUUCCCACAUCUACUCUUCUACGGGCCAUCCGGCGCAGGCAAAAAGACGCGCAUCCUCGCCACGCUCCGCGCCCUGUAUGGCAGUGGAGCCGAGAAAAUCAAAAUCGACGCCCGCAUGUUCACGACCUCCUCAAACCGCAAAGUCGAAUUCAACAUCGUGUCUUCAGUCUACCACCUCGAAAUCACACCAAGUGACGUCGGCAACUACGACCGGGUCGUGAUCCAAGAUCUUCUCAAGGAGGUGGCGCAGACACAGCAGGUCGACCUGACGGCAAAGCAACGCUUCAAGGUUGUGGUGAUCAACGAAGCAGACAGCCUGUCCCGCGACGCGCAGGCGGCGCUCCGGCGCACCAUGGAGAAAUACAGCAACAACGUCCGCCUGAUCCUCGUGGCCAACAGCACGGCAGGGAUCAUCGCGCCGAUCCGCUCGAGAACACUGCUCAUGCGCGUGGCCGCGCCCUCGGAAGCCGAGAUCAGCGACGCACUGGCCAAAGCCGCGAAAAAGGAAAACUGGAAGGCCAUCCCGGCGCUCAACGAACGCAUCGCGCGCGAAUCCGGCCGGAAUCUGCGCAAGGCUCUGCUCAUGUUCGAGGCCGUCUACGCUCAGCACCCAGAGCCCAGCGAGAAAACGCCCAUCCCGCCGCCCGACUGGGAAACGCUGAUUGAGCAGAUCGCCGCCGACAUCGUGCGGCAGCGCAACCCGGAGAUGAUCUUGCAGACGCGCGCGAAGCUCUACGACCUCCUCACUCACUGCAUCCCCGCCACGAUGGUGCUCAAGACGCUGUGCUGGAAACUUGUUGACAGGCCCGAGGUGGACGACACCCUCAAGCCGGAGAUCGUCCGCUGGGCCAGCUUCUACGAGCAUCGUAUCCGUUUGGGCAGUAAGGUCAUCUUCCAUCUUGAGGCGUUCGUUGCGAAAUUCAUGCGCAUCUUUGAGGGGUUUCUUGUGGGCAUGGACUUUUGA